AUGACAUUAGGAUCAUGUCUUUUUGGGUUUCUUAAUAUAAAUUCACCUCUAUUCUUCCUUGGCUACAUUGCAUAGACAACAUUGUUGUCAUUUGAGAAGGAAAAAUGGUCAAAAUACUAUCUUUAUCAGUGAUAAUCGCACUUGCCAUAUGCCACGGUUAUGCGCAAGCAGUGACACCAUCGCCACCGACAGGGGCCGCGACGCCGGCGGCUCCGCCGCCUUCCGCCCAGGAGUUUUUAGAUGCGCACAACCAAGCAAGGGCGGAAGUGGGCGUCGCCGCUCUGAACUGGAGCCCGAUGCUCGCCACCGCCGCAAGUCUACAGGUCCGUUACCAGCGGGACAAGAAGAACUGCAGCUUCGCCGACAUAAGCGGAGGAAAAUACGGCGGCAACCAGCUGUGGGCGGGCGGAAUGGCGGUGCCGCCGCGCAUGGCGGUGGAGCAUUGGGUGGAGGAGAAGAGCUUCUACGACUACGCUAACAAUUCCUGCGUUUCCGACCACAAGUGUGGCGUUUAUACCCAGGUUGUUUGGAAGAAAUCGCUGGAAUUGGGUUGUGCUCAGGCGACUUGUGCUAAAGGCCAGGUUACCUUAACCUUAUGCUUCUACAAUCCUCCCGGAAACAUCAUCGGAGAGAGACCGUACUAAUGCGUAUCUUGGUCUUGUUAACCCGGUCAAGAUUCAAGGUGUUCUUCGUAUCCAGAGAAAUAAGAUUUAGGAUUAUUGGUCAAAUAAUGGUACUAGGUUGUACUAAUGCUCGGAUGUUGUCGGAUUAAGUUUUCCUUGUGAAGAAUUUGUGCAUUUUCUUUAAUAUUCUUUAAUUCAAGCAAAGUUUGUCAUAGUGUUAAUUUAAUAAUUACAAGGUUUCAGACUGUCAUUAGAAGUCACA
Ipomoea triloba (trilobed morning glory) is the source of this 885-nucleotide messenger RNA. RefSeq names its product STS14 protein-like. NCBI's taxonomy places the organism in Eukaryota, Viridiplantae, Streptophyta, Magnoliopsida, Solanales, Convolvulaceae. The record is from RefSeq and is a predicted model, not a curated record. The coding region runs from base 105 to 644 and encodes 179 amino acids. The transcript has a single exon.